Molecule: messenger RNA, 948 nt
Organism: Penicillium macrosclerotiorum
Lineage: Eukaryota; Fungi; Ascomycota; Eurotiomycetes; Eurotiales; Aspergillaceae
Exons: 2
Coding region: 1-948 (315 amino acids)
Molecular function (GO): FMN binding
Source: RefSeq, a predicted model, not a curated record
AUGUCAAUCGCAUCUGCUUUGGUAAAGGAGAUCAUUUUUGUUUCGAUCUCUUUAUAUCAUAUACCCACAACUCAGACAUUUCGACGGUCUUUCCCGCACUCCACGUCUCGCUGGAUAUCCCGGUCCUUCUCUGCCAGACCUGCCAUGACUAUCCCCUCCAGCAAGAUCCGCGCACCCUGGCGUGACGUUUUUGAUUCGCAUUUCAAUAAAACUCCCGACUACGACUUCACCAUUGCCACAGUUGGGUAUGAUACCUCAGGAUGCCCAGUGCCCCGGGUGCGAACCUGUGGCUUCCGUGGUUUCUUUCCAGAGCUCGAGCUUCACCCGAAUGGGAGAAAGGACAUGGCCCAGCAAGUGGAGGAUGCUGGAAACCCACCGAUCUACGAAAGCGACAUGUUAACAUUUACGACGGAUAUCCGAAUGGAAAAAUUGGGCCAGAUCCAAUCAUCAGGGAAUGCCAUUGAAGCCAUGUUCUGGCUCAAAGAUUUGAAAGUACAGUGGCGCAUCAAAGGGAAAGCAUAUCCAAUUGGCGAUCCCAAUGGAAAGGAAAAUACAGGGGAAUGCAUAUCUCAGGAAGCAAUUAAACCCGGCCUGAGAUUGAAGACUCGCGAUGAUCUUGCAAAGUGGACGUGGGAGAAGGCCGUGACCAAGUAUUUUGCCAAUCAUUCUCCUACAAUGCGCGGCUCCUUCCGUAACCCAUCUCCUGGUAAACCAAGAUCCCAGACACCCGAUAACCCAGAUUUGCAAUUCGGACAGAGAGUCACAGACCUCCACGAUCCUAUCGCGCGGGCAAACUUCAGAGUUGUUGUCAUUGUGCCUGAGGAGGUUGAACAUCUAGAUGUUUCUGACCUUGAUGAUGCUCGACGAAGGAGCUGGAAGUUAGUCAAGCACAGCCAUUUAGAGAGCCAGUCCGACAGUCUCUGGGUAGAAACAGAACUAUGGCCAUGA